This is a messenger RNA of Bacillus rossius redtenbacheri, 3306 nucleotides long. Its product is annotated as mucin-22-like. The coding region runs from base 1 to 3306 and encodes 1101 amino acids. The transcript is spliced from 3 exons. NCBI's taxonomy places the organism in Eukaryota, Metazoa, Arthropoda, Insecta, Phasmatodea, Bacillidae. The record is from RefSeq and is a predicted model, not a curated record.
AUGCGGGAGAGUGCUCUCAACCAAGGAGAGCAUGCCUGCUAUACAUCUGGGAGCGAGGCAGCCACGAUAUCUUUCACCCUCGUGUCCGUGAAUAAGUGUGCUAUCAGCCAAGAAGAGCAUGCCUGCUAUACAUCUGGGAGCGAGGCAGCCACGAUAGCUUUCACCCUCGUGUCCGUGAAUAAGUGUGCUAUCAGCCAAGAAGAGCAUGCCUGCUAUACAUCUGGGAGCGAGGCAGCCACGAUAGCUUUCACCAUCGUGUCCGUGAAUAAGUGUGCUAUCAGCCAAGGAGAGCAUGCCUGCUAUACAUCUGGGAGCGAGGCAGCCACGAUAGCUUUCACCCUCGUGUCCGUGAAUAAGUGUGCUAUCAGCCAAGAAGAGCAUGCCUGCUAUACAUCUGGGAGCGAGGCAGCCACGAUAGCUUUCACCAUCGUGUCCGUGAAUAAGUGUGCUAUCAGCCAAGGAGAGCAUGCCUGCUAUACAUCUGGGAGCGAGGCAGCCACGAUAGCUUUCACCAUCGUGUCCGUGAAUAAGUGUGCUAUCAGCCAAGGAGAGCAUGCCUGCUAUACAUCUGGGAGCGAGGCAGCCACGAUAGCUUUCACCAUCGUGUCCGUGAAUAAGUGUGCUAUCAGCCAAGGAGAGCAUGCCUGCUAUACAUCUGGGAGCGAGGCAGCCACGAUAGCUUUCACCAUCGUGUCCGUGAAUAAGUGUGCUAUCAGCCAAGGAGACCAUGCCUGCUAUACAUCUGGGAGCGAGGCAGCCACGAUAGCUUUCACCAUCGUGUCCGUGAAUAAGUGUGCUAUCAGCCAAGGAGAGCAUGCCUGCUAUACAUCUGGGAGCGAGGCAGCCACGAUAGCUUUCACCAUCGUGUCCGUGAAUAAGUGUGCUAUCAGCCAAGAAGAGCAGGCCUGCUCUACAUCUGGGAGCGAGGCAGCUACGAUAGCUUUCACCAUCGUGUCCGUGAAUAAGUGUGCUAUCAGCCAAGAAGAGCAGGCCUGCUCUACAUCUGGGAGCGAGGCAGCUACGAUAGCUUUCACCAUCGUGUCCGUGAAUAAGUGUGCUAUCAGCCAAGGAGAGCAUGCCUGCUAUACAUCUGGGAGCGAGGCAGCCACGAUAGCUUUCACCAUCGUGUCCGUGAAUAAGUGUGCUAUCAGCCAAGAAGAGCAGGCCUGCUCUACAUCUGGGAGCGAGGCAGCUACGAUAGCUUUCACCAUCGUGUCCGUGAAUAAGUGUGCUAUCAGCCAAGGAGAGCAUGCCUGCUAUACAUCUGGGAGCGAGGCAGCCACGAUAGCUUUCACCAUCGUGUCCGUGAAUAAGUGUGCUAUCAGCCAAGGAGAGCAUGCCUGCUAUACAUCUGGGAGCGAGGCAGCUACGAUAGCUUUCACCAUCGUGUCCGUGAAUAAGUGUGCUAUCAGCCAAGGAGAGCAUGCCUGCUAUACAUCUGGGAGCGAGGCAGCCACGAUAGCUUUCACCAUCGUGUCCGUGAAUAAGUGUGCUAUCAGCCAAGGAGAGCAUGCCUGCUAUACAUCUGGGAGCGAGGCAGCCACGAUAGCUUUCACCCUCGUGUCCGUGAAUAAGUGUGCUAUCAGCCAAGAAGAGCAUGCCUGCUAUACAUCUGGGAGCGAGGCAGCCACGAUAGCUUUCACCAUCGUGUCCGUGAAUAAGUGUGCUAUCAGCCAAGGAGAGCAUGCCUGCUAUACAUCUGGGAGCGAGGCAGCCACGAUAGCUUUCACCAUCGUGUCCGUGAAUAAGUGUGCUAUCAGCCAAGGAGAGCAUGCCUGCUAUACAUCUGGGAGCGAGGCAGCCACGAUAGCUUUCACCCUCGUGUCCGUGAAUAAGUGUGCUAUCAGCCAAGAAGAGCAUGCCUGCUAUACAUCUGGGAGCGAGGCAGCCACGAUAGCUUUCACCAUCGUGUCCGUGAAUAAGUGUGCUAUCAGCCAAGGAGAGCAUGCCUGCUAUACAUCUGGGAGCGAGGCAGCCACGAUAGCUUUCACCAUCGUGUCCGUGAAUAAGUGUGCUAUCAGCCAAGAAGAGCAGGCCUGCUCUACAUCUGGGAGCGAGGCAGCUACGAUAGCUUUCACCAUCGUGUCCGUGAAUAAGUGUGCUAUCAGCCAAGAAGAGCAGGCCUGCUCUACAUCUGGGAGCGAGGCAGCUACGAUAGCUUUCACCAUCGUGUCCGUGAAUAAGUGUGCUAUCAGCCAAGGAGAGCAUGCCUGCUAUACAUCUGGGAGCGAGGCAGCCACGAUAGCUUUCACCCUCGUGUCCGUGAAUAAGUGUGCUAUCAGCCAAGAAGAGCAUGCCUGCUAUACAUCUGGGAGCGAGGCAGCCACGAUAGCUUUCACCAUCGUGUCCGUGAAUAAGUGUGCUAUCAGCCAAGGAGAGCAUGCCUGCUAUACAUCUGGGAGCGAGGCAGCCACGAUAGCUUUCACCAUCGUGUCCGUGAAUAAGUGUGCUAUCAGCCAAGGAGAGCAUGCCUGCUAUACAUCUGGGAGCGAGGCAGCCACGAUAGCUUUCACCAUCGUGUCCGUGAAUAAGUGUGCUAUCAGCCAAGAAGAGCAGGCCUGCUCUACAUCUGGGAGCGAGGCAGCUACGAUAGCUUUCACCAUCGUGUCCGUGAAUAAGUGUGCUAUCAGCCAAGGAGAGCAUGCCUGCUAUACAUCUGGGAGCGAGGCAGCCACGAUAGCUUUCACCAUCGUGUCCGUGAAUAAGUGUGCUAUCAGCCAAGAAGAGCAGGCCUGCUCUACAUCUGGGAGCGAGGCAGCUACGAUAGCUUUCACCAUCGUGUCCGUGAAUAAGUGUGCUAUCAGCCAAGGAGAGCAUGCCUGCUAUACAUCUGGGAGCGAGGCAGCUACGAUAGCUUUCACCAUCGUGUCCUCCCGAAAUGUAAAGGGCGUGCAGCGCUUCUUAGGGAUGCUGGGGAAAUUCGCGCGCUUUAUCCCUGACUAUGCCACCCUGUGCACGCCUCUUAAUGCCUUACGUAAAAAGAACGUCCCUUUUGUGUGGGACGACGCGCAAGAGAAGGUGUUCAGCUUGUGUUUUGGAACUUCGUUGAUCCUGGCCCUUAUCGGCCACUGGACGCCCUGCGAGGUCAGUUUGACGCCGAAGCCUCCCAGGAUCGGCCUGCCUGGUGGAGAAGUAAGGCUGCUGUCCCUGAGCUGCCUGCAGCCCACCUGGCCGCCCUUCGUCGGCUCUAAGAGCACCAGGCUGAGUGUGGUGUGGGCUCCCGUGAAGACGCUUGUCGUCUCCGGAGGUUCACCCCUCUGUCAUCCAUGGCGGUCCCACCUGCGUGAGGUGCGAGCCCUGUGCUGA